Molecule: messenger RNA, 1296 nt
Organism: Phoenix dactylifera (date palm)
Lineage: Eukaryota; Viridiplantae; Streptophyta; Magnoliopsida; Arecales; Arecaceae
Product: Tetratricopeptide repeat (TPR)-like superfamily protein
Biological process (GO): mitochondrion organization; RNA processing
Cellular component (GO): mitochondrion
Molecular function (GO): mRNA binding; protein binding
Source: RefSeq, a predicted model, not a curated record
AUGGACAGAGCAUUAUUGCCCCUCCUCCGCCGCCUCUUCGCCGGCCACGCCCUCGCCACCAAGGCCCUCGACCUCUUCCGCUUCUCCCUCCACCACCACCACCACCCACCCCCCUCCCCCUACGCCCUCUCCACCACCCUCCACCACCUCUCCCGCGCCCGCGACUUCGACUCCUCCUUCGCCCUCCUUGAAGACGUCGCCCGCUCCCACCCCUCCCUCCUCUCCCCCAAGCCCCUCGCCGUCCUCCUCUCCCGCCUCGCCAAGUUCCGCCCUUUACCCGAGGCCCUCGACGCCUUCGACCGCGCCGAGCGCACCUGGGCCCUCGCUGGCCUCGCCUUCGGCGCCGACGAGUUCAACGCCCUCCUCCGGGCCUUCUGCUCCCAGGGCCUCGUCGCCGAGGCCCGCGCCGUCUUCCGCCAGCUCCACCACCGCUUCCCCCCCAACGCCCGGACCCUCAACACCCUCCUCCUCGGCUUCAAGGAGUCCGGCCAUCUCGUGGCGCUCGACCUCUUCUACCACGACAUGCUGGCCCGGGGAUUCGAGCCCGACGCCGUCACCCACUGCAUCCGGAUCGACGCCUACUGCAAAAAGGGGCAAUUUUUCGAUGCUUUGGAGCUUGUGGACGAGAUGACGAAGAAGAAUUGCACGCCGACGGUCCAAACCAUGACCACUUUGAUCCAUGGGGCUGGCAUCGUGAAGAACCCUUUGCGUGCCCGCCGAUUGUUCGACGAAAUGGGCGAGAGAGGACUGAGUCCGGAUAGAGGGGCUUACAAUGCUUUACUGGGUUCCUACACGAGGGUCGGGGAUUUGAAGAGUGCAAUGGAGCUUUUGGAUGAGAUGGAGGCGAAGCGGAUCGGGCUUGACGACGUGAGUUACUACACUCUGUUCUGUGGGUUCAAGAGGUUGGAGGAAUUGGAUGGAUUUUGGAAACUAUAUAGGAGGAUGGUGGAGAGGGAAUUUGUACCAAGGACGAGGACAGUGAUGCUGUUGAUGAAGGUGUUCUGCGAGAAUGGGAGGGCCGACUUGGGGUUGGAGUUGUGGAAUUAUUUGGUGGACAAGGGAUGUUGCCCUCACCGGCAUGCAUUGGAUCUGCUGGUGACUGGUUUGUGCUGCAGAGGGAGGGUGGAGGAGGCUUACCACUGUUUUAGGCAGAUGGUGGACAGGGCGUCGGUGCCAUCGGAGAGAGCUUUUCGGGUGUUGGAGGGGUUUUUGAUGCAAGGUCAGGAGAUGGAGAAGGUGGAGGAGCUUGGCCGCAUGAUGAAGGGAGUGCAAGCUUUUGCACCUUCCUCAUGUUAG